Molecule: messenger RNA, 636 nt
Organism: Aspergillus caelatus
Lineage: Eukaryota; Fungi; Ascomycota; Eurotiomycetes; Eurotiales; Aspergillaceae
Exons: 1
Source: RefSeq, a predicted model, not a curated record
CCGUGGUAUCAAGAAGAAUCUUCGCGAGGAAGUACUUGAAAUCAAGAAUUAUCUUGGCUCAAGAUUAACUUCCUGGGAUUGUUUGGUUCUAAAGAAUAACAUACUCUUGGACAACCUGGACCUUGGGAAAUCGUACCAGAGGAAGAAAAGAGAUGUCUAUGCAUCUGUAACACCAAAUUACAAGCCAAAAUACAUCCAUCUUUCUUUUGAAUUCACAGCUCUGGCGCAACCCGAAAAGUUCAAGAGUUUUCAGCGACUUUUAUUUUAUACUCGGAUUCACUUUGAGUUCCUGUUUCGAAUCAGGCAGAUGGGCACCGGACAAUCGAGGCCUUUAUGCAAGGAACGAUAAUCUGAGGGUCGAUUUGACAAACCUUGGCACGAGCACGCCUAUCGCAAAGCGAUCCCCGGAGAGCCAUGUUCGAGUCCCUAACAACGUUGCCUCUGGACGCGACUGGCCAUCUAUAUUUAUCAUUCGAUGUUUAUUGUCGACAUAUAUGGAAGUCGAGAACUGGGCUAGACAAUGUUAAGGCUUGGUAUUCAUGCAAUCAGGCUAGCUUUCCAAGAGUUGACCCGGCUGGGUUUUUUGACUUUUUCAAAGGGGUAGAUUUGAGCACAAUGAAACAAGUUCUCAUAAAG